This is a messenger RNA of Tribolium madens (black flour beetle), 1351 nucleotides long. RefSeq names its product probable medium-chain specific acyl-CoA dehydrogenase, mitochondrial. The transcript is spliced from 5 exons. Gene Ontology annotation, molecular function: flavin adenine dinucleotide binding; medium-chain fatty acyl-CoA dehydrogenase activity. Gene Ontology annotation, cellular component: mitochondrion. Bases 95 to 1339 code for a protein of 414 amino acids. NCBI's taxonomy places the organism in Eukaryota, Metazoa, Arthropoda, Insecta, Coleoptera, Tenebrionidae. Gene Ontology annotation, biological process: fatty acid beta-oxidation; medium-chain fatty acid catabolic process. The record is from RefSeq and is a predicted model, not a curated record.
AGUUGUAAAAUUCAAGUACAAUAAGUGUUUAUACACAUAUACAACACAUUUUGUGUUUUAUUGCUAGUUAUUUCUAUCACCAAAUCUGAAAAAAAUGACCUCCGUUUUACCGAAAAUUUUCAGAGUUGCAACUAAACCCCCCAGACGAGCUUUCAGCGUUUCAGUGAGCCGCCCAAACGGUUACAAUUUCGAAUUGACCGAAACUCAGAAAGAGUUUCAAGCAGUAGCUCGAAAAUUCACCAGAGAAGAAAUAAUUCCGGUGGCGGCCCACCAUGACCGGAAUAAUGAGUAUCCGAAGGAGAUUAUCAAGAAGGCUUGGUCUUUGGGGCUCAUGAACGGCCACAUUCCCGAAUAUUUAGGGGGGCUCCAACAAGGCGUUUUUGAUAUUUGUUUAACCGGUGAAGAGUUGGCUUAUGGAUGCACCGGGAUUUUCACAGCAGUCGACUCCUCCAAUCUUGGGCAAAUCCCUGUUGUCAUCGCCGGCACCAAAGACCAACAAAAGAAGUAUUUGGGGCGCUUCCUCGACGAGUCUUUAGUUGCCGCCUACGCCGUGACCGAACCUGGGGCUGGCUCCGACGUCAGUGGAAUCAAAACCAAAGCUGUUAAAAAAGGCUCAGAAUGGGUCCUCAACGGUCAAAAAAUGUGGAUAACAAACGGGGGCGUCGCCAACUGGUAUUUCGUCCUUGCUCGCACUAACCCCGACCCCAAAUGCCCCCCUGGUAAGGCCUUCACCGGCUUCAUCGUCGAGCGGGACUUCCCCGGGGUCACCCCAGGCCGCAAGGAGCUCAACAUGGGGCAACGGGCCUCCGACACGCGCGGAAUCACCUUCGAGGAUGUUGUAAUCCCCCAGGAGAACGUCCUCCUCGGCGAAGGCGCCGGUUUUAAGAUCGCAAUGAGUACUUUCGACAAGACGCGCCCCUCGGUGGCUUGUGGGGCCACAGGCUUGGCUCAAAGGUGCCUCGACGAGGCUACGAAAUACUCCCUCGAGCGCAAGACUUUCGGGGUCCCCAUUGCCCACCACCAGGCGGUGGCUUUCAUGUUGGCUGACAUGGCCACAGGGGUGGAAACGGCGAGGUUGGCCUGGAUGAAAGCGGCCUGGGAGGCAGACCAGGGGGUUAGGAACAGUCUCUCGGCGGCUAUUGCCAAGGCCCACGCCAGCGAAGUGGCCAAUAGAAACGCCUCCGAUGCUGUGCAGGUCUUCGGGGGCGCAGGGUUCAAUAGUGAGUACCCCGUGGAGAAGCUGAUGAGGGAUGCGAAGAUUUUCCAGAUUUACGAAGGGACGACUCAAAUCCAGAAAAUUGUGAUUUCGAGAAAUGUGUUGAGCCAAAACGGGAAAUAAAAAUGAAGUAUU